This is a messenger RNA of Panicum virgatum (switchgrass), 2269 nucleotides long. Its product is annotated as O-fucosyltransferase 19-like. The record is from RefSeq and is a predicted model, not a curated record. Bases 73 to 1935 code for a protein of 620 amino acids. Gene Ontology annotation, cellular component: cytoplasm. Lineage: Eukaryota; Viridiplantae; Streptophyta; Magnoliopsida; Poales; Poaceae. The transcript is spliced from 8 exons.
GCGCCGAGCGAGGGGCGCGCGGUUAAGCGAGGCCGCCCGCGCGCGCGCGCACACGCGCUCCCUUUCGGUUCCAUGGCCGCGGCCGCGACGGCGUCCACCACGGCAACCACCUGCUCGUCCUCCGCCACCAGCCCCGGCCCGCACCGCAGGCGCCAGCUCAACGACAUCGAGCGCGACGCCGCCCCGCACGACGACUGCUCCUGCUGCGCCUCCUCCUCAUCGUCCUCCCCCUGCUGCUGCGGCGGCGGGGCCGGCGCCGACCACCACCACCUCCACCUCCACCACCACAACCACAGCGCCUGCUGCGCGCACGACGACGCCGAGUGCGGGGGCCUCCACGGCCACGCCCACGCGCCCUGCGGCGGGAGGCCGCUGCUGUUGGCGCGGAGGAAGCGCGCCGCGGCCGGCGCGCCGGGCCGGGCGGCCUGGAUGAGGGGCGUCGUGCUCUGCCUCCUCGGCCUCGUCGCGGUCAUCGGCUUCCUGGGCUCGCACCGGGGCGGCGGCGGCGGCGGCCGCGCGCCCACGGGCGGCGAUGGCGCCGACGACGGCGGCGGGGGGCUCGUGCACAAGGUGGAGGUGACCGACGCCGACGUCAUGGGCUGGACGGAGGAGAACCUCACGGCCAUCGCGCGCCGCCCGCCCGAACCGCCGGUACCUGAGAUAUGGAUGAAACCGGAAAGUGAGGGCUACAGGCAGUGCAUUGAACGCCCGAAAAAUCACCGCAGGGCUAACAAUGCAACCGUCGGCUACCUUAUCGUCGAUGCGAAUGGCGGCCUGAACCAGAUGCGAAUGGGAAUAAGUGAUAUGGUUGCAGUGGCGAAGAUCAUGAAUGCGUCGCUGGUGAUCCCUACUCUGGAUCAUCAGUCAUUCUGGACUGACCCAAGUGAUUUCAAAGACAUAUUCGACGUCGAUCGCUUCAAGGAGACAUUAAAGGAAGACAUUGUGAUUGUGGAUUCCCUUCCACCAGAUUUCAGAAGGGUGAAACCCUACGUGAGAGCACCCACCUCCUGGUCCAGGGCUUCCUUCUACAGAGACUUUGCGAAGAUCCUAAGGAAGUUCAAAGUGGUCAGGUUCACGCACACGGAUUCAAGGAUCGUGAACAACGGCCUUGCUCCUUCUCUGCAGAAACUAAGGUGCCGCGCGAAUUACAAGGCUCUCCAGUACAGGAAGGAGAUUGAAGCCCUUGGCAACACCUUGGUUGAUCGGCUGAGAAACGGAUCCGAGCAUUACAUCGCGCUUCACUUGAGAUAUGAGAAGGACAUGCUGGCGUUCACAGGGUGCAACCAUAACCUGACGCUGCACGAGGCGGCGGAGCUGACGGACAUGCGGCUCAAGGUGCGGCACUGGAAGGAGAAGGACAUCAACAGCGAGGAGAAGCGGCUGCAGGGCGGGUGCCCCAUGACGCCCCGCGAGGCGGCUGUGUUCCUCAAGGCCAUGGGCUACCCUGCCACCACGAAGAUCUACAUCGUGGCCGGCGAGAUCUACGGCGCGCACAGCCUGGACGCGCUCAAGGCCGAGUAUCCCAACAUCUACACGCACUACAGCCUCGCGACGGUGGAGGAGCUGGAGCCGCUGGAGCUGUACCAGAACAGGCUCGCCGCCGUCGACUACAUCGUCGCCCUGCAGAGCAACGUGUUCGUGUACACCUACGAUGGGAACAUGGCCAGGGCCGUGCAGGGGCACAGGAGAUUUGAAGGGUUCAGGAAAACCAUAAACCCUGACAGGCUGAAGUUUGUGGAGCUCAUUGACAAGCUUGAUGAAGGUUCCGUGACCUGGAGAGAGUUUCAAAUUGCAGUGAGGAAGCACCAUGAGAACAGACUCGGAGGUCCCUAUGACAGAUUACGUGGUGAAAGUCCAAGGCAGGAGGAGUACUUCUACUCAAAUCCGAUCCCCGGGUGCCUUUGUAAAAGGGUUCAGAGGAGUAGAGGUAGAUGAUAUAGUUUAUUCUCGAAUGGAAAUGGUUCAGUCUUGAAACAUGCCAGCAGCUGAAGCAUGGAUGACGACGAAGCUUCCUCCGCAUGGCAAAGAUCACCGGACAGGGGGGGAGCUAGAAAACAGAGAGAGGUCAUUUUUCCUAUGCUGACAACAGAUACAGCUGAAGACUUGAGAGGGCAGGGGGCCAAGAAGUUAGAAGUGCACGGCCAAAGAAAUGUUCAACCCAAGGGGAGACGAGAGGGCAUGAUGUACUUGAAGGGUUAAUGUACAAUCAAUCACAGGAUAAAUCUGGAUGAAUCGCAAAUGAUGCAUAGUGGGUGCUUGUAGUAGUUCA